CAGGAAGAAGAGCAGUGGAUAAAAGAAAUGAAGAAGUUACUCGGAAAUGAGAGCUUCUACUUCAGUGUCUGCACAGGAGGUGAUGAGCCGUUAGACUUGACCCUUUGUGCCCAGCGACGAGCCAAGACUAAUCGUACUGACAACAGAUUCUUCUGGAAUCGCAUGCUUCACCUCCACCUGAAGAGAUUUGGAGUUGACUGUGAGCAGUGGCUAAUCAAGACUAUGUGUGGAAGUGUGGAAUUUGCAUCUCUAUAUAUGAAUAAUCACACCCCAAAAAUCUUAAUGAUCUCCAGGCUGAGUUGCGAAAGGGCUGGAACUAGGUUUAUGGUUCGAGGUGUAAAUGAUGGUGGGCAUGUUGCUAAUUUUGUGGAGACAGAACAGCUGAUUCACAUUGACUCAAUGGAUGAUAUUGUUCUGUCCUAUAUCCAGACUAGAGGAACUGUACCACUUUUCUGGGAACAACCAGGGUUAAAUGUUGGGUCUCAUAAGGUCAAAAUGUCCAGAGAACCAGAGGUGUCUGUUCAAGCAUUCCAGAAACACACACGUUUCCUGCGUGAGCGAUAUGGUAGGCAGGUAGUGUUGAACCUCCUGGGAACAGGAGUUACAGGGAGAAGCCAGGGCGAGGCUGCACUGUCACAUAUCUUCCAGAUUCAGCAUCUGAACUGCCCCUGGUUCAAAGACUCUCCCCACAUAGUCUUUGAUUUCCAUCAAGAAUGUAAAGGUGGCAAUAUUGAUAAUCUAGCAAAGAAGCUUCAGCCAAGAAUACAAGAAGAGAUCAAUGCUUUUGGAUACUUUUGUUCUAGAAAUAAUCAAAUCCAAUCUCUUCAGAGAGGUACAAUGCGAACCAACUGUUUAGACUGCCUUGACCGUACUAAUCGUGUACAGACAUUCCUUGGGCUAGACACCCUCUUCAAGAUGUUGGAAGAUAUUGGUGUUUCAAAUAAUGGGGUCAUUGUGCAACGGUUUACAACAAAACUAGAGGAAAUGUGGAAGGAAAAUGGCAAUCGUAUCAGCCAAAUCUAUGCAGGGACCGGGGCUCUGCAGGGAUCAAAGAUCAUUGAUGGUGCAAGAUCAGCUGCACGGACUAUUCAAAACAACCUUCUGGACAGCAGUAAGCAAGAGGCCAUAGAUAUUCUAUUGCACGGUAACCUGCUAAAUAAUUACCUAGCUGCCCUUGCGCGAUCUCUUCUACCUUCAAGCUACUUGUAUGCACCUAUAAGUGUUCUACGUCAGAUAUGUCGCCGUAGUCCAGAGUACACAGCACCCAUUCCUCUGCGUGUUGCUGUAGGAACAUACAAUGUCAAUGGUGGAAAGCACUUCCGUAGUCUUGCCUAUAAGCAUCUCUCCCUUGAUGACUGGCUUCUUGAUUCAAGGAAAAAUGCUGUUCAGAGUUCUCUGGUUGACACAACACCAGAGGAAGAAGAUGCGGUUGACAGAGCUCCUGAUGUUUUUGCUAUUGGCUUUGAAGAAAUUGUUGAUCUGAAUGCUACCAAUAUUGUACAGAAUACACAGUGGUCAGAGAAUGCUGCUUCCUGGGGGAAGGAGCUGCAAAAGGUUAUAUCAAGAGAUGAGAAAUUUGUGAUGGUAACUUGGUCCCAGUUGGUUGGUGUAGCAUUGUUUGUCUUCGUAAAUGAAAAGCAUGCAAACCAUGUGCGAGGAGUAUCUGUGGAAAGUGUGAAGACUGGCAUGCAGGGUGCAACAGGCAACAAGGGAGGCGUGGGCAUACGUCUGGUUGUGAGAAACACCUCUAUGGCAUUUGUCUGCUCGCAUUUUGCUGCUGGUCAGAAGGAAGUCAAUGAGCGGAAUAAUGAUUACGACAGCAUCGCACGAAAACUCAUAUUCCCUCUUGGCAUGCCACUGUGGGCCCAUGACUAUGUCUUCUGGUGCGGGGAUUUCAAUUAUCGCAUAAAUCUUUCUCGUGAUGAAGUACUCGAACUCGUUCAGAGGCGAGAAUGGAGUGUCCUGCUUCAUCACGAUCAGCUUAAGCAAAGUUAUGCCGAAGAGAAGUGCUUCAAAGGUUUCAUAGAAGGUGACAUCACAUUUGCUCCAACUUACAAGUACGACCUGUUCUCUGAUGAUUAUGAUACCAGUGAAAAGUCCCGCAUCCCAGCAUGGACAGACAGGGUGCUCUUCUGGAGGAGGAUGUACCCACGUGACAAGGAGAAUCCCAAGUGGACACCGGGUCAGUUUGUUCACUAUGGAAGGGCUGAGCUGAAACAGAGUGACCAUCGACCAGUGUUGGCAGUGAUUGAUGUAGAAGGCUGCACUGUCAUUGACUCCAAGCUUGCCAGCACCUAUGAGUCUGUUGUAGCAUCACUUGGUCCCUCUGAUUGUACUGUUGUGGUGCAGGUCCAGAACCUCCCUCCUGGAGCUGAUGCAGAUUCUGUUUUUGACGAUGAAACACUGGAGAAAGUCCAAGAAGCCAUGGGGACAGUGGGCUCUGUGGUGCUUGUGCGCUUCGUGGAUAACAGAGUUUGGUUCACGUUCAGUGAUUCACAGACAGCACUAAAGGCCAUAGGAUGUAGUCCUUUACAGAUAGGUGGACACAGGCUGGAAGUGAAGCUCAAGACAGAGGCAUGGAGAGACCAGCUGGAGGAGGAGCUUGCCCUCUGUGGGGACACUACUGUGCCUCUUACAGAUGAGACCCUCAAUAUCUCAGACCAAGUGGAUACUUCUUUCAGCAUUAGAAAUAUUGAAGGUGCUAUGGAGAAGUUGUAUCAGUCAGAACUUGAGGCCGAAGAGGAGCCGGCCAGCAGUGAACCAAUAAAGGAACAGCGGUCGCCCAUCCAGCCCUCUCGGCCUCCACCUCCACGCCCUGCCCCCUCAAGGCCUCCCCCUCCUCGCCCCACUCCUCCAGGAUCUGCCCCAACCUCCCCUGCCAUAAGCCGGGCUCAGACCAAGGUUAAGGUCAUCACAAAGCCUGUGCGACCUUCUCAACUGGCACCAACAGGAAGCUCUAUGGCCUCAAAGUCACCCACUGCAGAGGAACCGAACCAGGAAACUGCUCAGCGUCCCAAACCUCCUAAGCCAGAGGUGGAAGCGCACCUAGGGCCAAAGCCAGUUCUACCACCCCGUACUCCAUCUUUAGAAAGUCCUGUCACAGAAAAAUCUGCAGCUUCCUUCACUAGCUCCCUGUUUGGUGGUCCUCCUUCACUACCAGCUGACCUUCCUCCCUCUGCCACCAGUGAUCAGCCCUCUGUGUCCCCCUUUGGUGCUCCACCCUCAUUGCCAGACAAUUGUCCUCCAUUGGUGCAAUCUUCAACUAAACCUUAUGAGGGGCAGCCUGCAGCUUCUCCCUUUGACAGCCUGCCUUCUAAGCCUGACAAUGUGCCUCCUAGCAUACCUCCAUCUGAAACUCCACCUUCUAGCCAGCCACCUUCAGGACCCCCUCCCUCAGGGCCACCACCAGGUCCUCCCCCCUCCCUUCCCCCUCCUGGACCACCACCUUCUCUCCCACAAAAUGGCCCAUCCUCAGCUCCCCCAGCAGGGCCCCCGCCUAGCUUACCUGCAAGGACACUCCCUCCUGUGCCAGCUAGAAGUGGUGGAGGUGCACCUCCUCCAAUACCAUCCCGAUCCUUACCCCCAGUCCCUGCGCGAAAUCUUCCUCCAGUGCCACCACGAAAGUAAUUUUGUGUCCUUUCAGUUAAGUAUAUAGAUGGCUUUUCUGGGGUUUGUCAGGUGUCUUUUUUUCUAGGUGAAAAUCUAAUACAUCUAAUUACAUAGUGAAUUUGGGUAAUACAUUAUGCGGAUGCAUGAGGAGAAAUAUAUCUUGUUUGAAAAGUUCUCCUUUGUCAUUUUGGAAGGAUAGGAGAAAGAAUGCUGAUUGUUAUAAAGCCAUUGAUAGCUAAAAACUUUUUGUCUUUAAGUUCAGUAUUAUUACCGAUUAUUUCUCUUAUCUAGUCCUAUGUGAUUUUCUUUGUGAUUGUGCAAGUGCAAUGUGUUGAUUUGUUUAAUUUUAUUUGUAAAAAGUUUCAUGCAGGCAUAUAUCUGUAUGUGCCCUUACACAAACAUCCACACAAAUGCAUACAUUCAUCCACAUGCCUGCACUCACCUCUCAUACAAACACACUCAUUUAGAUACAAGAUUGAAAUUUUAUAUAAAUCAUUUAUUUAAGAUAUUUAUUUGCAUUUUAUCAUGUAAACCUUUCAGUCACAGCAGAUUUUGAUGACCAUAUACCAAAUUUUCUAAUGGUAAACAUUCAAGAUCACUAGGAUAUUAAUGUCACUUUGAGUUGCUAUAGAUUUACAUGACCCCAAGCCUAAUUAAUUUGUAAAGAAAUCAGAUUUUAAAAGCUAUUAUAAUUCAUUCACUCAUUCAUUGUGAUCCAUACGUAGCGGAUUCAGUACAUGGUUUUCCAAAUUUCUUUUCUUUGUUCUCUCUUUUUAAUUUGCUAAAUACCCUCAAAACUUAAUAUUUCUUCAAUUCUGUUUAUCGAACAUUUAUUUAUUUAAUUUCUUUUAUUGUGUAUGUGUUGCCAAAGCACGUAUUUGAAUUAUGAACUUUUCAUAAGGUCACCAAGUUCAAGAAAAAGAAUUAUUGUAGAAUUUGUAUACCUGCAGGGACUUGUUUUAAAAAUCUGGUAACUGUAAAGACAAUUUUAUUA
Penaeus indicus is the source of this 4603-nucleotide messenger RNA. It is a transcript of the gene Synj, whose product is annotated as synaptojanin-1-like. The record is from RefSeq and is a predicted model, not a curated record. Gene Ontology annotation, molecular function: nucleic acid binding; phosphatidylinositol-4,5-bisphosphate 5-phosphatase activity. Gene Ontology annotation, biological process: synaptic vesicle endocytosis; phosphatidylinositol dephosphorylation. Lineage: Eukaryota; Metazoa; Arthropoda; Malacostraca; Decapoda; Penaeidae. Bases 28 to 3627 code for a protein of 1199 amino acids. The transcript has 18 exons.